Molecule: messenger RNA, 498 nt
Organism: Cetraspora pellucida
Lineage: Eukaryota; Fungi; Glomeromycota; Glomeromycetes; Diversisporales; Gigasporaceae
Source: the annotation of a GenBank genome assembly
AUGCAAACUGCAAAUCUAAACCUUUUUUAUCCACCAAUUUCUAAAGAAAUAAUGGAUUUAAAAUUAAAAGUCGAUAUUGAUACGCUCGAUACAAGUUCAAGAAAUAACAAUAUAUCAAAUCAACCCGAAAUAAUCGUGCUAUCCGAUUCAGACAAUGAGCCAGUGCUAGAUUUACAAAUUUCUAGCAGCUCUGAAAGUGAAUAUUGUAGCAAUAAUAGCUUAAACGAUUGUGUAUCUAUGGAUAAUUUAAAUGAUAAUGAUAUAAUUGGAAAUAUUGAAUAUUAUUUUGAAUUUCAGGAAUAUCCAAAGACUUCUUUAAUGGGUGUAGCAAGUGUUUAUAAUGUUUUAGGCUGGAAUCAUAAUGAUGCUAAAAAAAUGGUUGGAAUUUCCAAUAUCCAGUAUGCUCAUGAAGAUCCUAAAAAUAUUCGAUCUAUUAAAAAAUGUCUGUUCUUAGGUGUACCAGUUCAAAAAACUUAUCGAUCAUGUCAUAGUGUAAAA